GCUACGGGUCGCGCGCGGAGCAGGGGCUGGAGGGAAGGGUCAGCCUCCAGGGCUGGCAGGCGCGUGCGCUGCGGGGCUCCAGUCAGGACGCGCAUUCUCGCUCCCUCCCUCGGCUGCGCGCGCCCGGUGGGCGUGGGAGGAGGCGGGGAACCGGGGAGGGGCGGGUGUCGCAGGAGGGAAGGAGCGAACCGGAGAGCGUCGUCCUGAGAGGAGUGAAGGCGGCAAAAUGGCGGACCGCUUCUCCCGCUUCAACGAGGACCGAGACUUUCAGGGUAAUCACUUUGAUCAAUAUGAGGAAGGACACUUGGAAAUUGAACAAGCAUCACUUGACAAGCCUAUAGAAUCGGAUAAUAUUGGACACCGCUUACUCCAGAAACAUGGGUGGAAGCUGGGCCAGGGAUUGGGAAAAUCUCUUCAGGGGAGAACAGAUCCCAUUCCAAUCGUUGUCAAGUAUGAUGUCAUGGGCAUGGGUCGCAUGGAAAUGGAGCUUGAUUAUGCUGAAGAUGCUACCGAACGGCGCCGUGUCCUAGAAGUGGAAAAAGAAGACACAGAAGAGCUGAGACAAAAGUACAAGGAUUAUGUUGACAAAGAGAAGGCAAUUGCCAAAGCCUUGGAAGACCUCAGAGCCAACUUUUACUGUGAACUCUGUGAUAAGCAAUAUCAGAAACAUCAGGAAUUCGAUAACCAUAUCAACUCCUAUGAUCAUGCACACAAGCAGAGAUUAAAAGAUCUCAAGCAGAGAGAGUUUGCUCGAAAUGUCUCUUCAAGAUCCCGCAAGGAUGAGAAAAAACAGGAAAAAGCCCUUCGGCGUCUCCAUGAGUUGGCAGAGCAAAGAAAACAAGCUGAAUGUGCACCUGGAAGUGGUCCCAUGUUCAAACCAACCACAGUGGCUGUAGAUGAAGAAGGUGGAGAAGAUGAUAAAGAUGAAUCAGCUACAAAUAGUGGCACAAGUGCCACUGCUUCUUGUGGCCUGGGAUCUGAAUUUUCCACAGAUAAAGGAGGCCCUUUCACUGCAGUACAAAUCACUAAUACCACUGGACUGGCCCAGGCUCCUGGGUUAGCCUCCCAAGGCAUCAGCUUUGGCAUUAAGAAUAAUCUGGGGACCCCAUUGCAAAAAUUGGGAGUGUCAUUUUCUUUUGCCAAGAAGGCUCCUGUCAAACUCGAAUCAAUAGCAUCAGUUUUCAAGGACCACGCGGAGGAAGGGACCUCUGAAGAUGGAACAAAACCUGAUGAGAAGAGUUCUGACCAAGGACUGCAGAAGGUAGGAGACUCUGAUGGGAGCAGUAAUCUUGAUGGUAAAAAAGAAGAUGAAGACCCUCAGGAUGGAGGGUCCCUUGCCUCAACAUUAUCCAAAUUAAAAAGGAUGAAGCGAGAAGAAGGAGCUGGGGCUACAGAGCCGGAAUAUUACCACUACAUCCCCCCAGCACACUGCAAAGUAAAACCUAAUUUUCCCUUCCUACUUUUUAUGAGAGCCAGUGAACAAAUGGAAGGUGAUAAUAGUACACACCCAAAGAAUGCCCCAGAGAGUAAAAAAGGCAGUUCUCCCAAGCCUAGAAGCUGCAUCAAGGCGGCAGCAAGCCAAGGAGCAGAAAAGACACUUAGUGAAGUCUCUGAGCAGCCCGAGGAAACCAGCAUGACCGAGCCCUCAGAACCAGGAAGCAAAGCUGAGGCAAAGAAGGCCUUAGGAGGGGAUGUAAGUGAUGAGAGUUUAGAGAGUCAUAGUCAGCAGGUUUCAGAGACCCAAAUGUGUGAGUCCAACUCUUCUAAAGAAACUUCUCUGGCCACCCCAGCAGAGAAAGAAAGCCAAGAAGGACCCAAACAUCCUACUGGUCCCUUCUUCCCAGUUUUGAGCAAAGAUGAAAGCACUGCCCUCCAGUGGCCAUCAGAACUAUUAAUUUUCACCAAGGCAGAACCCUCCAUUUCAUACAGUUGUAACCCUUUAUAUUUUGACUUUAAACUUUCAAGGAACAAAGAUGCCAGAACUAAAGGGACAGAAAAACCAAAGGAUAUAGGAAGCUCCUCAAAGGACCAUCUCCAAGGCCUAGAUCCUGGUGAGCCAAAUAAAAACAAGGAAGUGGGCGGAGAGAAAAUAGUACGUUCCUCAGGAGGCAGAAUGGACGCACCUGCUUCAGGGUCUGCCUGUAGUAGCCUGAACAAGCAGGAGCCUGGGGGUAGCCAUGGGUCUGAGACGGAAGACACAGGGAGAAGCCUUCCCAGCAAGAAAGAACGAUCUGGGAAGUCCCACCGGCACAAAAAGAAAAAGAAGCACAAAAAAUCCAGCAAACACAAACGUAAACACAAGGGUGACACAGAAGAGAAAAGCUCUAAGGCAGAGUUGGGGGAGAAGUCUAAGAAGCGCAAGAAACGAAAACGAAAGAAGAAUAAGUCAUCAGCCCCAGCAGAUUCUGAACGAGGACCCAAACCAGAACCCCCUGGGAGUGGCAGUCCUGCACCUCCAAGAAGGCGGCGGCGAGCUCAAGAUGAUUCCCAGCGGAGAUCCCUCCCAGCUGAAGAGGGGAGCAGUGGCAAAAAGGAGGAAGGUGGGGGUGGUAGCAGCUCCCAAGACCAUAGUGGGAGGAAACACAAAGGUGAACUUCCACCUUCAUCCUGCCAGCGAAGAGCAGGCACCAAACGGAGCAGCCGGUCUAGCCAUCGGAGCCAACCCAGUAGUGGAGAUGAGGAUAGUGAUGAUGCUUCCUCACACCGACUGCACCAGAAGUCUCCAUCCCAGUACAGUGAGGAAGAAGAAGAGGAAGAUUCAGGCAGUGAGCAUUCCCGCAGCCGCUCAAGGUCUGGCCGGCGCCAUUCCUCACAUCGUUCUUCCCGGCGUUCUUACUCAAGUAGCUCAGAUGCCUCUUCAGACCAGAGCUGCUAUAGUAGACAGCACAGUUACUCUGAUGACAGCUACAGUGACUACAGCGACAGAUCACGAAGGCACUCCAAGCGCUCCCACGACUCGGAUGACUCAGACUAUGCCAGCUCCAAACACCGAUCAAAACGGCACAAAUACUCAUCUUCUGAUGAUGACUAUAGCCUCAGUUGCAGCCAGUCCCGAAGCCGAUCUCGGAGUCAUACCAGAGAGCGCUCAAGAUCCCGGGGCCGCAGCCGAAGCAGCAGUUGUAGUCGUAGUCGGAGCAAGCGGAGAAGCCGUAGCACCACAGCCCACAGCUGGCAACGGAGCCGGAGCUAUAGCCGGGACCGCAGUCGCAGCACCAGGAGCCCUUCCCAGAGAUCAGGCUCCAGGAAGGGAUCAUGGGGUCAUGAGAGCCCUGAGGAGAGGCAUUCUGGGCGUCGGGACUUCAUUCGUUCUAAGAUCUACCGCUCCCAGUCCCCCCACUAUUUCCGAUCAGGCCGGGGAGAAGGUCCUGGGAAGAAAGAUGAUGGCAGAGGAGAUGACAGUAAAGCAACAGGUCCACUUUCCCAGAACAGCAACAUUGGCACAGGAAGAGGGUCAGAAAGUGACUGCAGUCCUGAAGACAAGAACUCUGUUACUGCUAAACUGCUACUGGAGAAGAUCCAGUCAAGGAAAGUGGAGAGGAAACCUAGUGUGAGUGAGGAGGUGCAGGCCACCCCUAAUAAAGCUGGGCCCAAGCUCAAGGACCCCCCACAAGGUUACUUUGGGCCCAAGCUCCCCCCAUCUCUUGGCAAUAAGCCUGUCCUUCCACUGAUAGGGAAGCUCCCAGCUACCCGAAAGCCCAAUAAGAAAUGUGAAGAGUCUGGCUUGGAAAGGGGGGAAGAGCAAGAACAGUCAGAGACAGAAGAGGGGCCCUCAGGGAGUAGUGAUGCCCUAUUUGGGCAUCAGUUCCCUUCAGAGGAAACAACUGGCCCCUUAUUAGACCCACCCCCAGAAGAGCCAAAGUCUGAAGAAGCUACUGCUGAUCACCCUGUGGCUCCACUAGGCACCCCAGCACACUCUGACUGCUACCCUGGGGACCCAACCAUCUCCCAUAACUACCUCCCCGACCCCAGUGAUGGGGACACCCUGGAGUCCCUGGAUAGCAGCAGUCAACCAGGCCCUGUGGAAUCCAGCUUGCUGCCUAUAGCACCAGACCUUGAGCAUUUCCCCAGUUAUGCGCCUCCCAGUGGGGAUCCUAGUAUUGAGUCAACAGAUGGGGCUGAGGAUGCUUCAUUGGCCCCCCUAGAGAGCCAGCCCAUCACCUUCACCCCUGAGGAGAUGGAGAAGUACAGCAAGCUCCAACAGGCUGCUCAGCAACACAUCCAGCAGCAGCUUCUGGCCAAGCAAGUAAAGGCCUUUCCAGCCUCAGCUGCCCUGGCCCCAGCUACACCAGCCCUGCAACCCAUCCACAUUCAGCAGCCAGCUACAGCCUCUGCCACCUCCAUCACAACUGUUCAGCAUGCCAUCCUACAACAUCAUGCUGCCGCAGCUGCCGCCGCCAUUGGCAUUCACCCCCACCCCCAUCCCCAACCACUUGCCCAAGUGCAUCAUAUUCCCCAGCCCCAUCUGACCCCCAUUUCCUUGUCCCACCUCACUCACUCAAUCAUCCCUGGCCACCCUGCCACCUUUCUUGCUAGCCAUCCCAUCCACAUCAUUCCCGCCUCAGCCAUCCAUCCUGGGCCUUUCACCUUUCAUCCUGUCCCACAUGCUGCCCUCUACCCCACCCUGCUUGCCCCACGGCCUGCUGCAGCAGCUGCCACUGCCCUCCACCUUCACCCACUACUUCACCCCAUCUUCUCAGGUCAGGACCUGCAACAUCCUCCCAGCCAUGGCACAUGAGUUGGGGGAUGGGAUCCUAGGUAGGACCAGGGGAGGAGACCCAUAAAUGUUCCCUUGGGGCUGGUUGAGCUAUUAAUACCAGCAAGUAGAAGCUGGGAUGGGCAGUGUCUGACAGCCAAAGAAUUGAGUUUUGGCUCACGGGUGGGUUUAGAUUUGAAGUUUGCUUUCAGUUUACUAUCAGGGAUUUCUUUUUCCUGUCCUCCUCUCAAUUUGUUCCUCCCUCUCCUGUGUUUCUAAGCUAGGGAACACCAGUAAGUGCUACCCACCCCAUCUGCAGCAACAUCUCCAAACUGUCAAGUUUAGAUAAUCCCCUCCUCCCUCUGCUUUUUCCUCUGCUCUUCCUUUCUAUAAAUUUUAAAAUAUUUUCCUCCUCUCUGGCCAGUGGAUUGUCACCAAAGCGCUUGCUGUGGGCCCAUCUGGUCUUGCCUUCUCAGCGCCACAGGAAGGGCCAAGCUGUUCUAGUGGUGGAAGUGCCACCACUUUGGGGUAGUGUCUUUGACCAUCCUUGGUGACAUUAUGUUAUCCCAGGUGAGGUGGAAAGAGUCUCACCUGGAACCUGAUAUAACUCAGGCUGCAAUUCCAUCCAGUUCCCACAUCAACGGAGCCCACAUUUGGCACUGUUAUCCUGGUGUCGCUCAUCCCAGAAGAGGCAUCUCCAUAUCCCAGAAAAGAAGAUCCUAUCAUGAAUAAAAGCUGUGUGGAACAUAAGAGUUGCUCAUGUGCUUUCCCAGAGAGGAGCUCAUGUGUCUGAAGUGAAGGGUAUACUUUCUUCUGUUGUGUUGAUGUUUCCUUCUUAAUUUAUAGGAUUUUUUUAAUGUAAAAAAUUGCACUGAACUCUAUAAACGUAAAUGCUGCUUUUUGUAGCUCAUAUAAAAAAGGUUCCAUAUUUGUAGUAUACUGCAAUAAUAUUUUUUACAUCCAGCUCUUUAAGUGAUCCUCGUUCUGGUGGCUUUGUGUAAAUAUGUUUGCCCUAGUUGAAUUAAGAAACUUUAAAGGUUAUAAAACAAAAAAUAAAAUAUUUGUUUUCUGCUAGAUGCAAAACUGACUAAGCAUGUAUAUUUUACCAAGCUUAUGUAUUUUUUGAAGUUAUGAACUAUAAAAUGUUAAAACAUUUUUUGCUGGGACAAAUUGUUAAGUAAUUUGCAGUAAGUAGUGCCCCCAGUACUGGGAUUUUUGAGCUAAUGGGCAGCAGUCAGCCGGGGGCUUCUGAGGGAUACUCAUCUUUAACAGUCUCCCUCAUGUACUUUUGCUGUUUUUCACGGAGAAACAGGUGGACCCCACAGAGGAGAAGGAGGGGACUCAGCAGCUUUAUUGUCUGGAAGCAGUGAGAUUUGGUGAUUGUCUGGGGGGGAUUCCUGGGUUUCCCUGGGUACCUUGUUCAAGGCAGUCAGUCCAUUUGCCUUCCUAGUACUUAGCCCCCUCUGACAAUUUUUUUUUUUUUUUUUUUUUUUUAAUGUGCCUUUUGGGUUGGUAGAAACUGAAGUAGAAGUAGGCUGGAGGAUGAGUUGGGACAGUCUUCUUCCUUUUGUUGGGAGGUGAGCACACUUACAGAUAUUUCAGAUUAUUUUGCUUCAUAGUUUCCAUGCCCUCUGCCCAGCUCAGUUUAAACAGUAAACGUUCCUUGUUUCUUUUCUCCUAUGACACUGACUAGAGGAAUUACCACCUCAGCCUCUUUUGCCCCUCUUCUUGCCUUUCACCCAGGCUCUCAGCCCCAAUUAACACACUGACCCAAAGGGGAUUGUAUUGCAGGUCCCAUCUCCUUUGAUGAGGUUAACAAUUCCCUCUUUGGCAUUUUCCUAACUACUUCCUGUGGCUAGAAUUGGUUGGUUGGUCACUUGACAAGAAAAACCAUACUUACCUGGACCAGGGCUCUGUGUUCCUGCCUUCUCAAAUUCUCAGUAAAGUGUUAAAUUUAUGAAAAGAAAGUGGCAGGCAAGCACACUCUUGACUGCCCACCCACCCUCCUACCUGUUCAGUACUCCUUGUCUGAUUCAGAAGCAUCACUUCUUGUAUAACUAGCACUGGAAAAACGAAAUCAUCUGUGUAAGUGAAGGGACUCAUUUUUCUUUGCUUUCAGCCCAUGUAAAUAAAUAAUACAGUAUUAACAUUUUUGUGCUGCUUCCCAUUAGCUUGUAGAUUGAGCCAUACUCUGGCUGCCUCUUUGCCUUCCUCGGGGCAUUUUCUUUAACUUCCAGAAUAGUGAUUUUAAAACUCAAAAACAAAACAAAAUAACCUAUCCUUACUUACAAGCAUAACAGAUUGUAUUUAACUUUAUCACAUAUGAUAGAGAUAUAUAUGCUGUAAAAUGAGGGAAAGGAACUUUCUAAUAAACCAAUGAUUUGUGGAAACUUA
Messenger RNA from Rhinopithecus roxellana (golden snub-nosed monkey), 7087 nucleotides. It is a transcript of the gene GPATCH8, whose product is annotated as G-patch domain containing 8. Gene Ontology annotation, cellular component: nucleus. Bases 227 to 4735 code for a protein of 1502 amino acids. The record is from RefSeq and is a predicted model, not a curated record. Gene Ontology annotation, molecular function: nucleic acid binding. NCBI's taxonomy places the organism in Eukaryota, Metazoa, Chordata, Mammalia, Primates, Cercopithecidae. The transcript has 8 exons.